Messenger RNA from Aspergillus glaucus CBS 516.65, 405 nucleotides. RefSeq names its product peptidylprolyl isomerase family protein FPR2 (gene fkbp3). Gene Ontology annotation, molecular function: peptidyl-prolyl cis-trans isomerase activity. The transcript is spliced from 2 exons. The record is from RefSeq and is a predicted model, not a curated record. NCBI's taxonomy places the organism in Eukaryota, Fungi, Ascomycota, Eurotiomycetes, Eurotiales, Aspergillaceae. The coding region runs from base 1 to 405 and encodes 134 amino acids. Gene Ontology annotation, biological process: protein peptidyl-prolyl isomerization.
AUGAACCUCCUAAAAUACCUCUCCCUAACCCUCCUCGCCCCCGUGGCCCUCGCCUCCUCUCCCUCCCUCGACAUCAAAACAACCAAAUCCGUCUCCUGCACCCGCAAAACCCAACCCGGCGACACAGUCCAAAUGCACUACCGCGGUGCCCUGGCCGACGGCAACGAAUUCGACUCCAGCUAUAAGCGUCACGCGCCGUUGGUGUUUCCCGUGGGGAAGGGGGUUGUUAUUAAGGGAUGGGAUCAAGGAUUACUCGACAUGUGCGUUGGAGAGAAACGGACGCUGACUAUUCCGCCCGAGUAUGGGUAUGGGAGUCGGGGGGUGGGUCCGAUUCCGGGGGGUGCGACGUUGGUGUUUGAGACGGAGUUAGUGGGGAUUGAGGGGGUUGAUAAGGAUGAACUUUGA